CUUUACUUUGAUAACCCUUUAUUUACCUGUUUCCAUUGUUAACUUUCUAUUUAUCUCUUUACUUUGAUAACCCUUUAUUUACCUGUUUCCAUUGUUAACUUUCUAUUUAUCUCUUUACUUUGAUAACCCUUUAUUUACCUGUUUCCAUUGUUGACUCCCUUUAUAUCACAUUAAAUCCUUCCUUUACUUAUGUUCUUUACACUUUGGAACUUCUUUACAUUGUUGACUCUUUUGAUACUGAAGUUGUCCCCUUUUCAGACUGUGGUUUAUCCUUUAGAUAUAUAUGAUUGGUUAUUGGGUGGAUUUAAUGUAGCUUUCGAUACUGUAAGGUUAAUUAAGAGCCCCAAAUUGUUUCUGCGUGACGGUGUAUUUUUCAUGAACAAACCCUGAACUGUAUCUGCGUGCUGAUGUUUCUUUCACAAACCACGAACUGUAUCUGCGUGCUGAUGUAUCAUUCAUCGUCCUAUCACUGAAAGCCAAUGUGUCUUUCAUGAAUGAAUUGUGAACUGUUUCUAAAUGGUUAUGCUGUUUUCUUGAACUAUAUUUGUUUGUCUAUAUAAUGUAUUUCAUGAUCUCCAAAUGUGUCGUGUGUGUCGACAUUUCUUUCGCUAACAUUUUAUUGAACUGCAUGUUUUCACCCUCUCGAUUUCCUCUCCCAGUCGAGCCCCACAUGCCCCACGACCCAAUGGCAGGUGGCUACAACCCCGAACUGGGCAUGCCUCCGAACCAGUUCCCGCCCGAACCGCCUCACGACGGCUACGACGGUGGUGCCAGCACAGACGAACCCCCCUCAUCGGGCCGCCGCAGCAACGACACGCUGGAGCAGCCGGUCAUCCUGGGCAUCGUUCUCGGGGCGUUGCUGCUGGCUCUGGCCGUGCUGAUGGCGAUGUGCUGGUGGAAGCAGCAGCAGCAGAAGAGGAGGAACCUAGCCAGCAACCCACAGAAGUUCCAGGACCAGUCCCAGUGUAUCUACGCCGACGCCUCGGGCCACUCCAAACCCAACGGCGGCCUCUACCCUCCCAUCAACGGAGGGCCACAUAUGGCCAACGGACACGGCCCACCGCAGGACUCGGGCGGCCACCCGCGGCACGGCUGCAUGAACAUUGACGUGAACCCGCUGGCGGAAUACGACAUGCAGACGUCUGUGCACGGAGACAGGCGGCCGCCACAGUUUUAUGGGAACUCAAAGCGCUACGGAGGAAAAUAUGGCCUACAUGGAACAAGGCAGCGGAGGAGGCGUGUAUCCGAUGCAGCACCGCACGCUUCCCCUCGCCCCGUCUCAGCCACUGACCACCUUCUACGCAGACUCAGGCUCCAACUCUCUUGGCCGACCCUCGCUCAACCACGAAUACUCGGAGCCGGGCGAGCGAGAAAUGAUGACCGCGACCUCAUCAGGGAUUCCUCGCUCCAGUCCGGGGCUCCCCCCUCACCACCACCACCUCCACCAAUCGUCAUCUUCCGCGGCUAGCUAUAACGGGAAGCUUAGUUCUGGAGGAGGGAGUGAGAGAGGAGGAGGAGGAGGGGGACUUAAUAAUAUGAUGGUCGGACACCGCCCUCACCACGCUGCCGAAUACGACUACGAUUGGUCGGCGGGUAACUCGUACGAUCAGCCGCGAGGCGGCGGAUUGGGAGCGGGAGGAGUGGGAGGGGAGACAACCGGUGCUCUCGGUGUGUCGUCUUCGUUAUCGCAAGACCGCCUCCCUCCGACCUACCACACAGCCUCUGACUUCGGUGGCGGCAGUAACAACAACAUCAACAACAACAACAACAACAACAACAACAGCGGCCACAUGCUGUACCCCCCUCCUCCCCCUCCCCACCUGUCUUCAUUGUCGCAACAGCAACAGCAACUACAGCAACCCUCCCAGCGUCUGACCACCUCCGUUUCGUCGUCGGGUUCGAGUCGUGGCCACCCUGUGUCUGCGCCCUCUUACCCCGCCCGGCCCGGACUCCCUCAUGGUGGGGAGGUAGAAUCCCGCGGUGGGGGAGGAGGAGGAGGAGGGGACAGGGGAGGUAAGCAGAGGAGGGCACGUUUGAGUUCACCUCGUACUGCAAGUCGGGCUCCAGCUCCAACUCGGGGUCGGAGGUCGGGGCCAAUGGCUGUGACUCUAAUUUUGGAAACAACGGAAGUUUGGAGAGCAUCGAGGACUCGGCGCAGUCAGCCUCGAGUGCGGAGAGCGACGAGUUUGAGCCUCUGAGGGUGACUCACAGAUCGGUUCCAUUGUGAUAUAAAAAACAAAACAAAAACAAAAAACAAUAUGGAACAAAGAUAAACAGCGGAACUAAAACGCUGCGAGUUCAGUAAAAAAACCUGUUGUGAGCUUUUGUGUGAUGAGACGGAGAGAGAGAAGGGUUGUUGGUGUCGUCAGCUGGUUUCUACUUUCCACGGAGUGGAGAUUUCGUGUGAGUGAAUUUUGUCGUGUCAUAUAUAUAUAUGUGUUUCUUGGGCCCCCCUCCGGUGGGAUGUGUCGUCAUUUCCUUCUCGCAUGUACGUCGGAGCUGAGCUGGUGAAGUAUCGCUUCGUGAAGAUACAAUGUUUGAUGAAAAAGUCAAUGAAGGGAAUUGACAGCCACUGCAAGCAAGCAAGCAAGCAAGCACAAAUUUGAAUGCUGUCUUUUCGCUGAGAGUAUUAGUUGUCAAGCCUUGAUUUUUUUAAUAUUUAAAAAAUCAAAAUAAGAGCUGGACUAAACUGCUUUCAGAUUCUCUUAGUAGAAGUGUGCACAGCAGGAAGGAAGGUGUUGGCGUACUAUAUUUGUGUGAAGUGGUCUGUUACUGUAAAUACGCGAAAAACUACGUGUGGAGUGUUUGUUACUUCACAGGACAUGGUACAAGCCGCACGCACGUACAACUGAGAAAAAAAUAUAACGAGAAUAAUACGGAAGAAAAACGGGGGCCCAAGAUUAUGUGUAAAAAAAACACACAACAAAAACAAAACUUUGUGACUUCGCUCACACUUGCGUUACUCUACUGAGACUUCUCGCGCUCGCGUGAGAUUUGUGUUGAGCCACCGACGACGAAAACGGCGACGAUGCUGACUGACAGAUGGAUGGAACUGACUUGUCGCGACGAGAGACGACAAGAGAAAGUAACUCUGGUCGGUGAUAAAGAACUGUGAGAACAAGAGUUGUCUUCCCUGAUAACGAUGAUGAUUUUACCAGCACCACCAGCGAUCCGUGCUUCCACAUAAGCCUCGCACACACACACCCGCUCUUCAUUCAUAGAACGAUGAUAUGUCAAUAGUUGUUUUUUCUCAUCGCGUUUUGUUUUUUUUAAUUUGUUUUUUUUUUGGUGGUAAUUUGUCUAUGUGGUUUGGUUUUUUAAUAAUUUUGUUGUUGUAUUUGUUUGGGGGUUUUUGGUGGGUUUUUUUUCUUUUCUGUUGUUGUUUGUUUUGUACUUAUCCUCAAUAAUUGCAGCCCUUAGAAACGAGAGAUUUUGUCCCAUUCUGUAUAAUAUGUAUUAUUGGACGUAUUGAUUUGUACAUUUAAAUCCCAUAAUUCAUCA
Messenger RNA from Aplysia californica (California sea hare), 3501 nucleotides. RefSeq lists its product as uncharacterized. The record is from RefSeq and is a predicted model, not a curated record. Lineage: Eukaryota; Metazoa; Mollusca; Gastropoda; Aplysiida; Aplysiidae.